Molecule: messenger RNA, 712 nt
Organism: Triplophysa dalaica
Lineage: Eukaryota; Metazoa; Chordata; Actinopteri; Cypriniformes; Nemacheilidae
Product: ubiquinol-cytochrome-c reductase complex assembly factor 5
Exons: 2
Coding region: 168-413 (81 amino acids)
Source: RefSeq, a predicted model, not a curated record
UGUGCACUGUGUGCAGUAGUAACAUGCGUUGUUUAUGCGCUAGGUCAGUGUUGAAGGGCAUUGGUGUUCUUAUACUGGGGUAUCUCCCACAUUGAAGCAUUCAACAUCAUAUUUUUAUCAGGGCAGGUUGUCGUUAGCGCAUGUCUACGUGACAUUUGGAAGUAAAAAUGCUUAAAAAAAGUCCGAACCUAAAAUAUUUAUUGAGUCUUGUACCGGGGAAAAGACGAUUUGGGACAUACAGAUUUUUGCCCUUGUUCUUUUGUAUCGGGGGUGUCAUGGAGUGGAUCAUGAUUAACGUCAGAAUAGGAAGAGAAACAUUUUAUGAUGUCUACAGAAGAAAGAGAUCAGAGAGGGAAUACCAACAGAAAAUUGAGGAGGGCUUAAUAGUUCUCAGUGAAUCUGAAGCCAAAUGAGAAUCUUUAACUUCAGAACACAAUGGAAGGACCACAUGAGCUCAAUAUGAAGAGACGGAAUCAAAAACAUAUCAUCUAAAGACUGAAUGUGUACUUUUGUGUAAAUAAAUGGAGGAUACAGGCAGAAUAAACAUGCCUGUUAUUUAUAAAUAAUACAGCUUAAUCUUCAGAAAUGGAAAAUACAGAAAUGCUUACUUAAAAUUUGUGCAGAACCUAUACUUUUAAAGUCUUAAUUAUAUGCUUUGUUUGGUAUAUGAUAAAGUUACCAAAAAAGUAUAGAAAAUAGAUUAUAGACAAGA